UCACCCCCCUCCCCAAGAUGGCCGCCAUUCGCCAGACUCCGCUAAGCUGCAGUGGCCACACCAGACCUGUGGUCAAACUCGCCUUCAGCCGGCUCACUCCGUACGGAUACUUCCUCAUCAGCGCCUGUAAAGAUGGGAAGCCGAUGUUACGUCAGGGUGACACUGGAGACUGGAUCGGAACAUUUCUCGGACACAAGGGCGCGGUCUGGGGAGCGACGCUAAACGACGACGCAACCAGAGCCGCUACCGGCGCCGCAGACUUUACUGCGAAAGUUUGGGACGCCGUGUCUGGGGAGGAAACUGCAACAUUUUCACACAAGCACAUCGUGAAGAGUGUGGACUUCUCUAAGGACAGCAGCCAACUGUUAACAGGAGGAAACGAGAAACUGUUGAAGAUUUUUGACCUGAACAAGCCAGAGGCAGACCCUGUGGUGUUCACUGGUCACACUAACUACGUAAAGGAUGCUCUGUUUCUGCCUGAUGGGAAACGAUUGGUCAGCGGUGGCGAUGACAAAACAGUCAGAAUGUGGGAUGUGGCCUCACAAACUGAGGUGAAGAAGCUGGAGUUUGACAGUAUCGUGACGGACAUGUCCCUUACCAAGGACGGAUCCAUCCUCGUGGUCACCAACGGGAGAACUGUCAGCUUCUUCAACGCAGACAGUUUAGAGAAGCUGAAGUCAUACAGUACACCGUCUCAUGUGUACUCUGCUUCACUGAACGAAGACAAGGGCUCCUAUGUCAUCGGUGGAGAGGACUUCAAACUCUACAAGUUUGACUACGAAACUGGCUCAGAACUGGAAUCCUACAAGGGUCACUUCGGGCCGGUCCACUGCGUCCGUUUCUCUCCUGACGGAGAGUUGUACGCCAGCGGGUCGGAGGACGGCACGCUGCGACUGUGGCAGACCAACGUCGGCACCACUUACGGACUCUGGAAGUGUGUCUUACCGGAGGACGCCAUCGAAGAAACUAACAACGGAGGCAAUGGCACAAAUUCAGUGAAGACAGAAGGCUAGAGAUGGGGGAAACUGUUUUGGUCCUAUUUAUUUCCAAACAUAACAAGAAAGACUGGACAAACAAGGAGGAAAGAACUUCAGAAAGACGCCUUGUCUUUUAAAUGAUAACCAAGAAG
Molecule: messenger RNA, 1129 nt
Organism: Branchiostoma belcheri (Belcher's lancelet)
Lineage: Eukaryota; Metazoa; Chordata; Leptocardii; Amphioxiformes; Branchiostomatidae
Product: serine-threonine kinase receptor-associated protein-like
Exons: 8
Coding region: 18-1013 (331 amino acids)
Biological process (GO): spliceosomal snRNP assembly
Cellular component (GO): SMN complex
Molecular function (GO): RNA binding; protein binding
Source: RefSeq, a predicted model, not a curated record